AUGAGGAAAUAUGCAUCCAAACAAUACAGAAGGCAAUAUGAGACAGGGAACCACCGGCAUCAAAACAAUACAGAAGGCAGUAUGAGGCAAGGAACCAGGCAUCAAAACAAUACAGAAGGUAGUAUGAGACAGGGAACCAGGCAUCCAAACAAUACAGAAGGCAGUAUGAGACAGGGAACCAGGCAUCAAAACAAUACAGAAGGCAGUAUGAGGCAAGGAACCAGGCCUCCAAACAAUACAGAAGGCAGUAUGAGACAGGGAACCAGGCAUCAAAACAAUACAGAAGGCAGUAUGAGGCAAGGAAUCAGGCAUCAAAACAAUAAAGAAGGCAGUAUGAGACAGGGAACCAGGCAUCUAAACAAUACAGAAGGCAAUAUAAGGCAAGGAACCAGGCAUCAAAACAAUACAGAAGGCAAUAUGAGGCAAGGAACCAGGCCUCCAAACAAUACAGAAGGCAGUAUGAGACAGGGAACCAGGCAUCAAAACAAUACAGAAGGCAGUAUGAGGCAAGGAAUCAGGCAUCAAAACAAUAAAGAAGGCAGUAUGAGACAGGGAACCAGGCAUCUAAACAAUACAGAAGGCAAUAUAAGGCAAGGAACCAGGCAUCAAAACAAUACAGAAGGCAAUAUGAGGCAAGGAACCAGGCAUCCAAACAAUACAGAAGGCAGUAUGAGACAGGGAACCAGGCAUCCAAACAAUACAGAAGGCAGUAUGAGGCAAUGA
Molecule: messenger RNA, 723 nt
Organism: Mizuhopecten yessoensis (Yesso scallop)
Lineage: Eukaryota; Metazoa; Mollusca; Bivalvia; Pectinida; Pectinidae
Exons: 1
Coding region: 1-723 (240 amino acids)
Source: RefSeq, a predicted model, not a curated record